Messenger RNA from Aureobasidium namibiae CBS 147.97, 1608 nucleotides. RefSeq names its product UDP-Glycosyltransferase/glycogen phosphorylase. The record is from RefSeq and is a predicted model, not a curated record. Gene Ontology annotation, molecular function: GDP-Man:Man(3)GlcNAc(2)-PP-Dol alpha-1,2-mannosyltransferase activity. NCBI's taxonomy places the organism in Eukaryota, Fungi, Ascomycota, Dothideomycetes, Dothideales, Saccotheciaceae. Gene Ontology annotation, cellular component: endoplasmic reticulum membrane. Bases 1 to 1608 code for a protein of 535 amino acids. The transcript has 3 exons. Gene Ontology annotation, biological process: protein N-linked glycosylation.
AUGCCUGCCAUAGCUCUGCUGAUAUCGCUGGCCGCCGUGGCCGCCGGUCUCACCUACUUUCUACUACCUUACUUUCUCCGUUUCAUUGCACAAAACAUCGGCUCGACCAUACGUGCAAGGACGCAGACCAGGAGAGAGCUGUUGCUCAAGAGGGCUGCUGACGACCAAAAGUUGACACCUCCUACAUCCAACAAGGACCGUCUAGCCAAGGAAAGCUACAACGGAAAGCCUGCACACGAGUGGGACGGCAUCAUUGGCUUCUUCCAUCCCUUCUGCAAUGCAGGAGGAGGCGGCGAGCGGGUCCUCUGGGCUGCCAUCCGCGCCACCCAAGAACGCUACCCCAAGGCUCUCUGCGUAGUCUACACAGGCGACCACGACGUUGACAAGGACACCAUCAUCGCAAACGUCAAGAACCGCUUCAACAUUCCCCUCCAUGCCCCUCGUCUCACCUUCCUCUAUCUCAGUACCCGCGACUUCCUCCUCGCUCAACACUGGCCACACUUCACCCUCCUCGGUCAGAGUAUCGGCAGCUUGAUUGUCGGCUGGGAUGCCUUCAAUCUUGUCGUCCCAGACAUCUUCAUCGAUACAAUGGGCUACGCCUUUACCGUUGCCAUGUCCCACUUCCUCUUCCCUGAUGUCCCUACCGGCGCCUAUGUUCACUACCCUACCAUCUCUACCGACAUGCUGGGAAGCUUGGACGCCUCUGGCCGUGGCGUCAACGCUGGUUCAGGAAGUGGUUGGAAGGGAAAAGCCAAAAAGGCAUACUGGCAUCUCUUCGCUCGUCUGUACAGCUGGAUUGGCGGCUCCAUUGACGUCGUCAUGACAAAUUCGACCUGGACACAAAACCACAUCAAAGCCCUCUGGGGUCGCACUCGCCAGAACAGACGCUGGACCCGCGACACCGUUGUCGUUUUCCCACCUACCGCUGUCGAAGAAUUAGAACAGGAAGUCGAGGUAUCCGAGGAGUCAGAAAAGAGCAGGAGAAAGGACAUACUCUACAUUGCACAGUUCCGCCCCGAAAAGGACCACCAAAACAUCAUCAUGGCAUUCGCAGAGUUCCUGCGCCGUCGCAACACCGAAAAAAAGGACACCCCGAGAUUAGUGCUCGUGGGCUCAGUGCGCGACGAAAAAGACAAGAUGCUGGUGUACAAGCUGCGUGUGCUGGCGCGCGAACAGCACAUUGCCGACCACGUCGACUUUGUCAUCGAUGCAAAGUGGUCGCAGAUCCUGGAUCGCUUGAGGACCAGUUGGGUUGGCGUCAACGGCAUGUGGAACGAACACUUUGGUAUCGGUGUCGUCGAGUAUCAAGCUGCUGGCCUGAUUUCUGUGGUCGACGAUAGCGGCGGCCCCAAAUACGACAUUGUGGUCCCCAUCGAUGGAAAGCCCACCGGUUUCCACGCAAAAUCGCCCACAGAGUUCGCAGAUGGCUUUGCCAAAGCGCUUGGUCAAUCACCGUCAGAGACACUGGCUAUGCGCAAAAGAGCCAGAAAGAGCGCGAAACGCUUCUCUGAAGAAGUGUUCUGCGAUAGCUGGAACGCACAGAUAGAUAGACUUGUACACUUGCGCGUUACGCCUCAAGGACAGCGUCAGAAGUUGAGGCUGGGAUAG